AACCCCGCAACGAAUAUUACAAUGGGAUCCAAGAAGGUCAAACCGCUUUCUUCGAAAGCGUCCCUUCCUUUCAAGGUUGGGAACAAACUUAAACGCCAAGACCUCGGUGUCAAACAGAAGAAAGCUCGCGAUGCGCUCCGCCGAGAUGAGCGAUUCAAGAGGAAACGAGAGGAGGACAGAGAUCCUGAGCUCAGAAGAGAACGAUUAGCACGGAACGUGCCGAUGACCAUCGAUAAGAAGCGUGUCUGGGAUGAUGUGGAAGGUGAUGGACUGGGUGUCAGUGUGGACGUAGAACAAUUGAAGAGGCGGCGGGUAGAAGAAGCAGAAGCUGCAGAGCAAGAGCCUUUGGUAGAGGAUCAGGAAGAGGAAGACGAUGAUGCAGACAGCAUGUUAGACUCUGGAUCCGAUGAAGAGGAGGAGGAUGAAGAAAAGGCUUCUAAACAACGACCACGAGCAGCCUCAAAUGCGCCCUCCACUACCAGCACAAAUCUCGACCUUACUCCCUCUUCACUCGCACUCAAAUUUCCAACACUGUUCUCAGAUACACCACCUCCAGUUCCGAAAGUCCUUCUUACGACCUCACUAAACUCAACUCUCCAUAACGAAGCCCAUCUCCUCUGCACGCUCUUCCCAAACAGCACUUACGUCCCCCGCUCUUCCCACCGAUACGGGCACAAAUUCUCUCUGCGAGAAAUUAGCAAAUUCGCUGCGAAUCGCAACUAUACAUCUGUAGUCCUUCUAAAAGAGGACUCCAAGAAGCCAACUGGGUUGACCAUCGUCCAUCUCCCAGACGGUCCAUCCUGUCACUUCUCAAUUGCCAAUUGGGUCGAAGGCAAAAAGUUACCCGGACAUGGAAAUCCCACAAACCACUACCCAGAAUUGAUACUCAACAACUUUCGCACUCCGUUAGGUCUGUUAACAGCAAGAUUAUUCUUGACUCUAUUUCCACCACAGCCAGAAUUACAGGGUAGACAAGUCGUCACGUUACACAAUCAAAGAGAUUAUAUUUUCGUACGACGACAUCGAUAUGUGUUUCGCGAGAAAAGGGAGACGGAAAAGAGUGUCAUCGGACCUGACGGGAAGGCAGUUCAGGGUGUUGAGGGUAUCAGAGCUGGAUUACAGGAAUUGGGACCUAGGUUUACCCUCAAGCUGAGGAGAGUGGACAAAGGCAUUGGCAGAGCGGGCAGUGAAGGCGAAGAUGCCGUUCAAUGGCAAUGGAAGGCGCAUAUGGAGAAACAGAGGACGAGAUUCAAUCUGUAGACAAUAUCAAAAUUCCGCAAGACCUUCUUGUCCCAUGUUCUUAUUUCCAUAGAUCACCUAUUAUACCCUCAAAAAUCAAGCGAGAAGAAAUUGAUUGG
Molecule: messenger RNA, 1358 nt
Organism: Mollisia scopiformis
Lineage: Eukaryota; Fungi; Ascomycota; Leotiomycetes; Helotiales; Mollisiaceae
Product: Brix-domain-containing protein
Exons: 1
Coding region: 22-1260 (412 amino acids)
Biological process (GO): maturation of 5.8S rRNA; maturation of LSU-rRNA
Cellular component (GO): preribosome, large subunit precursor; nucleolus
Molecular function (GO): rRNA primary transcript binding
Source: RefSeq, a predicted model, not a curated record